CCAAAGGCUCGCGGCAUCUGGGACCUGGCAGGCCGUGGCUCCUUCAGCCAACGUGCCCCCAUCAGCCUCCCGCCCUGCACCCCCUCAUCCCCAGAGAGACUGCAGCCCCCCAGGGACGGGCGCCCUCGGCCCACCGCGGUGCACCUGACCCAGUAACCUUGUCAACGCCGGGGAACGGGGAAGGAUUUUCUCCCAGCACCCCAGGGCUCCUGGAGCUCACGUGCCCUUCCUCCCCAUACCCAGCGUGGCACCCGGUGCCGCAGACAUCAAGGGGAACAGAGAAGGCAAACAGCCCAGGCCCGGGCCCCAGGUGGCUCUGAGUGAUGGAGGAAGGGCAUCAGGAGGCAGUCGCAUCUGAUGGGGACGGUGGAGGAAAGAGAGGGAACCUUCAGUGAGCGGGAACCAAGGAAGGUUUCCCAGAAGAGGUGGCAUUUGAACAGAGCCUCCCAAGAAAAAAGAGGCUCUGGGGACUGAGGGAAGGGAAGCAAGGACAUUCCAGAAGAGGGAAGAGCACGGACAACUGCCCUGAUGGUGGGUGUGAGUGUGGCCAUGUUUGGGGGAUCAGAGAGGAAUGGAGAGCGCCGUGGUCCUUUCCUGCAGGGGGAGGUGGAUGGGGGCCUGGUGUGGGGGGGCUCAGGUGUGUCUGUAAGGCCCUUCCUCCCCUCCCUCCACCUGGACUGGUCAAAAGCAGCCACAGGUGGCCGCAGCCAUUUCCGCCUGUAUGAUGGGGGGUGAUAGCACCCCUCCACCACCGGGAUGAGAGAUGCUCCCUGUGUCCCCUUCUUCACCUCCAUCCCCUCGGACCCAUAGCCCCUCAAAGCUGGCCAGGCUGGUCUCCCCAGCUGCUUCCUGAGCCAGCCACUCACCAGAGGAAGCACUCAGACAUUCUGCCCCUCCCAGCGCCCCCCCACCAGGGUCCAAGGCGCCUCCCAGGCCCAUCUCGAGGUGCACAGGGUCAGGCUGCUGCUGUUCCCCACUGAGGACACCCUUGUCCACAAGGGAACUCAGGGCAGGUCGGCUUCAGCAGCCUGGGCCAACCCUCUGUCCAUCUGUCUGCCCAGCAGUCACCAGGCCCUUCUGCCAGCAAGGGUGGGAAGGUGGCCUUGCGUGCCCAGCGAGGGGUAGCACUGUGACUAGUCGUCCCCGGGUCUGUGGCUCUGCCAUGCCAGCUCCCGCUGGGGCAGUCACUGGCCCUGCUGGCAGCCGGCAGCCGGCCAGGAGAGCCAACCGGGAGGCAGGUAAUUCCCUCUUCCACAGUCUCUCGGCUUAAACACUUUGGCAGGCCUAUGGGCUGUGGUGGCCCUCCCUCCCCACUGCCGUCCUUUCACACAGGUGCCCCGGGAGGGGGUGGUGGCCCCAGGAGAGGCCAGCAGAUCUGGCUCUCAUCUCAUCCUACCCCCAGACUUGCUGUGUGAUCUUGGAAGAGUUGCUUAGCCUCUCUGGACUCCCGUUUUCUCGUCCCUAGGACAGGGGCACUCCCCAGCCUCAGGCUGGCAAUGAGCCUUUGUGUCAGAACAAGAGCAGCUUGUCAGCCAAAAAUGCCCUGUGUGUGACCAAGUCACAGCCACGCCCCUACUCGCUGGGCCUCCAGGCAAGUCCUGCCCCUUCCCUGGGCCUCAGUUUCUCCCAGGCCCCAACUUCCUGCUACUCUUCUGAAAACUCACCUGCCAGGAGCCCCGCUGUGGAGGGGCCUUUUGGAAUGGGGACUGGCUGAGGGCUGGGAUGGGGACUCCCACAGGAUGGGCUGUGGUCCAGGCACCCAGGGCAGACUGGUGGUUUCUGGAUGCUUCCAAGGGCACCGGCCCGUCCUGCCCUGCUCUGUUCACUCGGCAGCAUUGGGGCCAUUGGCCAAGGGUGAAAACUGGGGCCGGAAUCUCAAAGUCCCGUCCACCCAGAGACCCAGCCAGUGCCCUGCCCGCCACCCCUCCUCCACAGCGUGCUGGGGCCCCAGCUCAGGAGACCAGGGUCAAGCACAGCCCAUCUUACCGAUGGGAACACAGGGGCUCCUGGUAGUGGCGACCAUUGUGCAGGGCACAGCCCAGGGCUGAGAGCUUCUCCGCUUCCCCCUCAACUUGUCAAGUCAGCCCUUGAAGUCCUUUUUUGGGGGGUGGGGUGCAAAAUUUGAUCCUUAGUAAAUUUUCUUCUGAUUUCUCAUCACUAUAGGGAAUAUGACAAAUCUAGGAAAGUAUGGAAGAACAUUUUCAGAUUACCCAGGACCCCACCACCCACCCAUGGCAACAUUAACUCUUCCUUCCCUACCCUACCCUUUGUGGCUGUCGGUAUACAGAUCUUUUUAAACGGGAUUACACUGCUCUCUCAACACCCGUGUCUCUAGUGUUUUUUGGAAGCCUGGUUUCCAGGGCUGCAUCCUCUCCUCAGAUCUCCGCUCUGGCUCUGGGGCCAGUGAGGCCACCAGAAUGUCCCUGGAGAGACUGGCACCAAAGAAGGGCAGGGCAGACCUGGGUCCCCUCCCACAUCCAUCCAGCCAAUCCCGCUCCCCUCCAGCCCGCCCACUGCCCGGCCCAGACAGGCCGCGGACAGAGUUGGAGGAGAAGGGGUCCCGGGAGGGUCAAGUGGGCCCUGCCUGACCUGGAUCCCUAACUUCUGCCAGGUCCCUCAGCCCCCAGGACACCCCUCCCCUGUCUAGACACGUGAGCCCAUCUCAGUGCCCAGCACAGGUGAGGCCUGGCGUCACGCUGUCCCUCCAUGCUCUUUGCCUCCUGGGAUCUCUCACCAAUGGGUCCUUCAGGUGGGAGCCCAGAGCUGUGGGGACCCUGCCCCCACGACUCUUCUCUGAGGCUGAGACCACGGGGCAGGCCUGCCGGGGGUGAGACGCAGUGCCGCCGCUGGGCUUAGGCAGCCAGAGCUGGCAGGUGCACCGGCUGGGCCCCCCCAUACCCCCACCCGCACCCCAACACCUUGCUGACCAUAAGGAGGCCUGCUGCCCGUGGGGGGGGUUCCACACCUCUCUCUCUGUCUGUACCCAUGGCCUGCGGCCCCACCCCCACGCUGAGCAGCUCUGUCCUCUUCGCCCACAGGCUGCGCAGCCCCUGGGUGCCCUCGUGCCUUGGGCAGCCCCGCAUCCUGCAGGGCCGACUGGCCAGGUCCUCGCCCUCGCUCUGGGACAGCGCGCUGCAGGAGCAGAAGGGCGAGCUGCGCAAGCGGCUGUCCUACACCACGCACAAGCUCGAGAAGCUCGAGACCGAGUUCGACUCCACGCGCCACUACCUGGAGAUCGAGCUGCGGCGCGCGCAGGAGGAGCUCGAGAAGGUCACGGAGAAGCUGCGCAGGAUUCAGAGCAACUACAUGGCGCUGCAGAGGAUCAACCAGGAGCUGGAAGACAAGCUGUACCGCAUGGGCCAACACUAUGAGGAAGAGAAGCGAGCAUUGAGCCACGAGAUUGUUGCCCUCAACAGCCACCUGCUGGAGGCCAAGGUGACCAUCGACAAGCUGUCGGAGGACAACGAGCUCUAUAGGAAGGACUGCAAUCUGGCGGCCCAGCUGCUGCAGUGCGGCCAGACCUACGGCAGGGUCCAUAAGGUGUCUGAGCUGCCCUCCGACUUCCAGGAGCGCGUGAGCCUGCACAUGGAGAAGCAUGGCUGCAGCCUGCCCUCCCCGCUCUGCCACCCGGCCUAUGCCGACAGCGUCCCCACCUGCGUCAUUGCCAAGGUGCUGGAGAAGCCUGACCCCACCAGCCUGUCCUCCCGCCUGUCUGAUGCCUCAGCCCGCGACCUGGCCUUCCGGGAUGGGGUGGAGAAGCAGGGCCCCCAGCCCCCCUACAAGGGGGACAUCUACUGCAGCGACACGGCCCUCUACUGCCCCGAGGAGCGGCGGCGCACCCGGCGGCCCAGCGUGGACGCGCCCGUGACCGACGUGGGCUUCCUGCGGGCCCAGAACUCCACCGACAGCGCGGCCGAGGAGGAGGAGGCCGAGGCCGCCGCCUUCCCCGCAGGCUUCCGGCAUGAGGCCUUCCCAGGCUACGCAGGCUCACUGCCCACGUCCAGCUCCUACUCCAGCUUCAGCGCCACGUCGGAGGAGAAGGAGCAUGCCCAGGCCAGCACGCUCACUGCCUCGCAACAGGCCAUCUACCUGAACAGCCGCGACGAGCUCUUCGACCGCAAGCCUCCCGCCACUGCCUAUGAGGGCAGCCCACGCUUCGCCAAGGCCACGGCCAGCGUGGCUGCACCCCUCGAGGCCGAGGUGGCCCCGGGGUUUGCGCGGACCAUGUCUCCGUACCCAGCCGAGCCCUUCCGCUUCCCAGCUUCCCCAGGCCCCCAGCAGGCCCUGAUGCCCCCAAACCUGUGGAGCCUGCGGGCCAAGCCAGGGACGGCCCGGCUCCCGGGGGAGGACGCGCGGGGCCAGUGGCGGCCCCUGAGCGUGGAGGACAUUGGCGCCUACUCCUACCCCGCCACCACCGCCGGCCGCGCCUCGCCCUGCAGCUUCUCAGAACGCUACUAUGGCAGUGGGGGCAGCCCGGGCAAGAAGGCCGAGGGCCGCGCCAGCCCCCUCUAUGCCACCUACAAGGCCGACAGCUUCUCGGAGGGUGACGACCUCUCCCAGGGCCACCUGGCAGAGCCCCGCUUCCUCCGGGCCGGCGGCGACCUGAGCCUGAGCCCCGGCCGUGCAGCCGACCCGCUGCCUGGCUACGCUCCCAGCCAGGGGGACGCGGAGAGGCUGGGGGUGCAGUUGUGCGGGGCGGGCGGCAGCCCCGAGCCCGAGCACAGCCCCCACAGUUCCAGGGAGUCCUUGGAGCCCAGCUCCAUGGAGGCCUCCCCGGAAAUGCACCCCGCUGCCCGCCUCAGCCCCCAGCCAGCCUUCCCGCGGACUGGUGGCUCGGGGCUCAGCCGCAAGGACAGCCUCACAAAAGCCCAGCUGUACGGAACCUUGCUCAACUGAGCGCCUGCCUGCAGGCCGCGGCCACGGGGCCAUCACCCACCCCGAGGGCACAGCUUGCCUCUCCCCAGACACCCGUCCUCCCCAGCCCCCACCACCCAGGACCCUCUCUUCCACCCAACCCAGUCGAGCCUGAGAGGAGGACCCCUCCCCACACCAUCUUGUCCAUCCCAGCCCCACCACGGUGGAACGUUUUUCACACCCCAACAUCCUUCCCCACCUGAGAUGAGCAUUCCCCCCUUUUAUAAAGUGAAACUAUUUUUAUAGAGAAAAAGGGUCUUUCUUAACGCACUUGGCCUCCAGCUCCCUGGACGGCAGCCUUGGCGUUUUCAACACAAAGCUCCUUUAUUUUUCGGGGAGGACAAGUGGGGCCUGCCCCUCGGAGGGGAAGGAUGGUGUCUUGUGGAGACACCCCCCAGUGAGCCGGUGACAAGGGAACCCGAAGCUCUGUCCACGAAGAGGGGAACUGGAAUGGGUGGAGGGAUGUGAAAUGUUUUUAAACUGUUUUCGCCGUGUGACCGAUACACCACCCCAGCUCUCCCGUGGUCCGUAGUCCCGAGUGGGGCCGGUGCUCGUCCCCCAGUGUCCCGCUCCCUGGCACCACCUCGCUCUACCUCAGACGU
This is a messenger RNA of Ailuropoda melanoleuca (giant panda), 5516 nucleotides long. It is a transcript of the gene BEGAIN, whose product is annotated as brain enriched guanylate kinase associated. Lineage: Eukaryota; Metazoa; Chordata; Mammalia; Carnivora; Ursidae. Gene Ontology annotation, cellular component: synapse. The transcript has 6 exons. The record is from RefSeq and is a predicted model, not a curated record. The coding region runs from base 2986 to 4896 and encodes 636 amino acids.